AGCAGGACGGAUUCCUCUAUCUUGAGUCUUACUGCCAUUGUCACGAGCAUCAAUCAGUCACCAUGCAUCCCAGUGCUCUUGUCGGUCUUCUGGCCUUCGCGGCAGCUGCCUCAGCCCUACCUGGUGCUUCCUCCCGACACGCCCACUCAAAAUCUUCGGUUAGCAACCUCAAGGACAAGAUCAAGAAUGUCGUGGUGCUGGUGAUGGAGAACCGCUCCGUCGACAACCUUCUGGGUGGCCAGACGAUCAAGGGUCUCGAGAACCCCAUCAACAACGGGCCCUUCUGCAACCCGUACAAUGUGAGCAACCCGGCGGAGGGCACCGUCUGCAGCGCCGCCCAGGACUACGACUCCGUCACCGAUGAUCCCGACCACGCGGUGUACGGCAAUAACAUCGAGUUCUAUGGCACGUUCACGCCGGACAACAAGGCGAUUGAGUCGGGCGCGUUGACACCCAGCCAGAAUGGCUUCGUGCACGAACAACUGCGCCUCUACGGCGCCCAAGCCAACCGUACUCUGCUCGCCACCCAGGUCAUGAACUACUAUACCGAGGAGCAAGUGCCGGUUCUCACUCAGCUGGUGCAGAACUACGUUGUCUUCAACCACUGGCACUCGGACAUUCCUGGACCCACAGAUCCCAACCGUGCAGCCCUGACUUCAGGAACCUCCUACGGGCACGGCAGCAACGAUGAUGCCUUCUCCGUACACGGUUUCCCUCAGCAAUCCAUCUUCCAGCAGCUGAGCGAGACCAAUCACACCUGGAUCAACUAUUACGACACCGAGGGUGGCACGGGUCCGGACUCCGAGUUCUACGACUGGACAUACACAGCCAACCGCACCAGCCAGGUCCAGCCCUUGGAGCAGUUCUACACGGAUGCAGCGGCGGGCAAGCUUGCCGAGUUCACCUACCUAAACCCAUCCUGCUGCGGCGUGGGCACCAACUCGAUGCACCCCAGCGGACUCAUCUCGGACGGCGAGAAGCUAAUCAAGGACGUGUACGAGGCUCUGCGCAACGGGCCGCAGUGGUCGGACACGCUGUUCAUCCUCAGCUUCGACGAGACCGGUGGCUUCCAUGACCAUGUGCCUCCUCCCUUGGCCCCUCGGCCGGACAACCUGACCUACACGGCCACCACGCCCAGCGGCGAAAACUACACCUUCACCUUUAACCGUCUGGGAGGCCGCAUCCCGACGCUAUUGAUUUCCCCGUGGGUUGGCAAGGGGUACGUCGAGCAGAGGGGCACGGAUGUAGAGGGCAAGACGGUGUCGUACUCCGCGUCGUCGAUCCUGCGCACGCUCGGCUAUCUCUGGGACUUUGAGCCCUUCACCCCGCGUGUCGAAUACUCUGCGUCAUUCGACCAUCUCAUCCAGUCGAAGGCUCGCAACGACACUCCUGCCACGCUGCCGGAGCCCAUUGCAUUCCGCAAGUAGCGUAGCACGGGCGCGCAGGGCAAACGUACAGUAAGAGAACAGGAAAGAAUACCACUGCAUGACCAAG
This is a messenger RNA of Aspergillus saccharolyticus JOP 1030-1, 1494 nucleotides long. Its product is annotated as phosphoesterase superfamily protein. Gene Ontology annotation, biological process: phospholipid catabolic process. Gene Ontology annotation, molecular function: hydrolase activity, acting on ester bonds. The record is from RefSeq and is a predicted model, not a curated record. NCBI's taxonomy places the organism in Eukaryota, Fungi, Ascomycota, Eurotiomycetes, Eurotiales, Aspergillaceae. Bases 63 to 1427 code for a protein of 454 amino acids. The transcript has 2 exons.